This is a messenger RNA of Plutella xylostella (diamondback moth), 1660 nucleotides long. Its product is annotated as U6 small nuclear RNA (adenine-(43)-N(6))-methyltransferase. Gene Ontology annotation, biological process: rRNA base methylation. Gene Ontology annotation, molecular function: 23S rRNA (adenine(1618)-N(6))-methyltransferase activity. Gene Ontology annotation, cellular component: nucleus. The record is from RefSeq and is a predicted model, not a curated record. Lineage: Eukaryota; Metazoa; Arthropoda; Insecta; Lepidoptera; Plutellidae.
AACGUGAAAUUUCUGUUUGCAGUUAUUUUUAUGUUAAAUGCUGAUAUCCGCCUUUCAUACAUAAUAAAUUCAAGUUUUAAGUGUAUCAAAAAUGGCUCUUAAUAAAUUUAUGCACCCGAGAAACAUUUAUAAAAACCCGCCUGACUUUGCUAACCUAGCCAAAACUUACCCAGAAUUUUCUGAAGUCGCUAAAGUGGACUUGACUGGAAAGGUCAGCAUUGACUUCAAGGACCCAAAAUCGCUGCGUGUCCUUACUAAAUAUCUGCUAAAAUCAGAUUUUAAUCUUGAUGUGGAAAUCCCAGAAGACCGUUUAGUACCUACUCUACCUCUAAGGCUCAAUUACAUACUAUGGGUUGAAGAUAUACUGGCUUCCAUCAACAAAAAGGAAAAUAUCACAGGUGUAGACAUAGGAACUGGUGCAUGUGCUGUUUACCCGCUGCUCGCUGCUGCUGAUAAGAAGUGGCACAUGGCAGCCACCGAGUCUGAUGCGGACAGCUUAGCAAUGGCACAGGCUAAUAUUGAAAGAAAUAACUUACAAUCAUUUAUUACAGUGCAUCACAAUGUAACAAGCACUGUGAUUGAUCAUUUGCUAUCGAAAGAUGACAAAACUUAUGAUUUCUGUAUGUGCAACCCUCCAUUCUACAGCAAUGUGCAGGAGCUGUGUGAGUCUCGCAGCACAGCAAGGCCUCAACCAAAGAAUGCAUUUACUGGAUCCCCCCAAGAACUAAUUACUGAAGGAGGUGAAUUAGAGUUUAUAAGAAAUUUAAUCACUGAGAGUAAAUCUUACAAGAACAAAGUAUGUGUCUACACGACAAUGGUUGGUCACAAAUAUAAUUUGAAGGAAUUAUUGCAAGAUUUAAAAGCAGAUGGAAUUAGUCACACUCACACUGAGUUCUGCCAAGGCAGAGUGACAAGAUGGGGCUUAGCAUGGACAUAUGAAGACCAUGAUUUGUAUAAAUUAGUUCCACCUAGAGAAAAGUCCCGUAAGAAAAAUACUCCAGUAUUAAUUAAACUAGAUAAAAUAAAAGAUACCCCUUACAAUAUAGAAGGUGUAACUAAAAAGUUCAAGUCCAUACUUGAGUCCUUGCAAAUCACAUUCAAGGUUGUUGAUAAAAGAGGCAACAACUUGACACUGCUAAUAACAGCUACCAGCAACACUUGGUCCAACCAGAGAAGAAAAAGAAGACUAAUGAAAAGGGGAGAACCUGAGACAGUAAAAAAAUUAAAACCAAAUGAUGAAAGUGCAAGUGAUUCUAUUUCCGAUACACCUACAGCUGAUACUUCAUCAGAUUCAGCAAUAAUGGAUAGAACUAUGGAUUCCUCUGCAAAUUCUGCUAGUCCUGUAGAUAAUAAAAUAGAAUUAAAUGAUGUAGGUAGAGAAAAAGAGGACCCUAUCAUACAUGCUUGCCUGAAAGUUUUAAAGAAGGAUAACAACUUUUUCUUUGAAAUGGAUUUCAUUAGUGGAUCUGGUGGUAAAGAAGGUCUACAUCAAAUAGGACAAUACAUUAAAAAUAAUUGGAAAUGAUUAAGCAUUAUUAUUUAUUAGCUUCUCUGUGCAAACUUUCCAUGGGAAUUCCGGGGAAAAGACAGCCUACACCUUCAUUGCUAUUACUAGGUUUUCCUACAUUCUUUGAGUUGACUGGUAACAACUAAAAGUAGG